Messenger RNA from Caenorhabditis bovis, 2193 nucleotides. The record is from the annotation of a GenBank genome assembly. Lineage: Eukaryota; Metazoa; Nematoda; Chromadorea; Rhabditida; Rhabditidae.
AUGGCGGGCCGUAAAUCGACAAAAAGUCGUCGAGUAAGUGCGGAAGCCGAAAAAUCACAACCAAAGCAAGGACGCAAAUCUGCUGGACGGAAUGUGUUGAAACUCUCAACAGAAACCGACAUAGGACUCGAAUUAAUUGAAACCGCAAACGAUAUAAAAGAAAAUAUUCCCGAACGUUCAAAACGCGUGACACGAAGUUCGAAAAUCGCUUCGCAGCCCGAUAGCUCAUCAGCUUCUUCAUCAGAUAAAAGGAAGCGCCGAAACCCAGGGCACGGUCCUCCCGCGAAACGCAAAUCAAUCGAGAAAACGGAACCGAAAAUGAGGAAUCGUGUACAAACUUCGUACACGGUGCCGAUGCUGUCGAGAACGCGCGGUGCGCCGAUUAUCGAAGAAGACGAGGAUGAUGAGGAUAGCGACGAAUCACCGAAAAUCGAGGAAUCGUUGGACCUCGCGCCACUGCGUAUUGCCUCCGUUGACUCGGAAACAUUUUCGCUGAUGGUUGAUGAUUCGACGGAUCGAUCAUCGGAUAGUGAUGGAGACGAGCUUUUCGAUAAGGAGAACGAGCUGGAUCUCGAGAACAGCAGUUUCGCCGCGAUGCGCGAUCGCCUCAAUGAUGUGCAGCCGAUAAAACCGCCGAGCGCGUUGCUACCCAACAAAUUGCAUGGAAUCGGGUCGCCGGAGAAGGUUUGGUCCCUUAUGGUGUCUCGUGAUGACAUCUCAAGAGCGUCGAAGUGCCUUCUCAACAAUCAUCCAGAUUUAAGCUUCAACAUGCGAGCAGUCUUGUUGGAUUGGCUCAUGGAGGUUUGCGAAUCGGAAUACCUUCAUCGUGAGACGUUCCAUCUCGCGGUCGACUAUGUCGACAGAUUCUUCGAAUCAUCGAUUAUGACUGUCACACAGUACUCGUUCCAAUUGGUUGGAACCGCGGCGUUGUUUGUUGCCAGCAAAUAUGAGGAGAUCUAUCCGCCGAAAUGUCGCGAUUUUGCGAAUUUGACGGAUGGCGCGUUCAGUUGCGAUCAGGUGCGACAAAUGGAAGUGUUGAUCACGAGAGCCCUCGAUUUUACGCUGGGACCAAUUACUAGCUUACAAUGGAUGUCGAUGUAUCUGCAAUUGUUGUGCUCAAAUAAGAAGGUUGGCGAGGAUGAGCAUGUUUGCGAGAGCAACUAUUUUGUGCCGGAAUUGAUGCGCGAGGAUUUUAUUCAUAUGGCAAAGAUUCUCGAUUAUUUGCUGUUUGAGGAAGAUUCUCUUCAAUACACUUAUCGCACAAUCGCCGCUGCGGUGCUCUUCGCGUGCUACGAGCCGAGAAGCGCUGUUGAAAAUGCAACAGGAUUCAUGUUUGAUCAGCUUCUUCGCGUUAUUGAUUAUGUUGAUCCGGUGGUGGUGGUGUUUGAUAAACUUCGAGCCGCUGGUGACCCGCUUCCGACGAAUGAUCGAAUUUCGCCCGAUGACGUUCACAAUAUUCAGAGUUAUUUCAAAUAUAAAGAUGUUGAAAAGCUUGUGGGCAUGAAGUUGCUGGCGAUGCAGAGCGUCGGCGAGAGCACCGAAGAAUGCCCGGCGUCGGCCGUCUGCUACAACAUGUCGACAUCGGCGUACGUCGGAUUGGUGAAUGUCGUGAAGGCCGGAUGCUCAACAUGGAGAUGUAUGCUCGCCAAAGAUACGUGCAUCUUCACCACGUUCCAGGCGAUUCCGGUCAGCCUUUGCUGUUGCAGCUAUGAUCGAUGCAAUGUUGGCGGAAAUCCGGUGUAUUCGGAUAACCCGCGUCAAAUUCAAGGCAUGUCCGAUAAUGGCGGAGGCGGCGGUUGGGGAAAUGGAAAUCAGAAUGCGAACAACAACGGAUGGGGAAAUAACAACAGCCCUCAAACCAAUCAGCAGCAAUACAAUUAUGGCGGGCAAUAUUCGGCGAGAGACGAUCAAAUGACGCGUCAGACGGUCGGCAGCCAAAGCGCGACGCCGUCGUUGUCGCCGAAGCAGAUCGAGGAGGUGUUCAAGAAGGAGAUCGAUGAUCGCGGCGAUGAGAUUAUGCUCGAAGACGAUUUUCGAAAGAUCGACAAAAAUUACAAAUCGCAAACGCUGAAUAAAAAGAAGGAGAUGGAGAAGCGGCCGAUCGGAGCCGCCGAGCCGCCAAAAAAUUCCGGAAUUAAUAAUAAUAAUAAUCAAAACACGAAGAAGGAUAUUGGAAAAGAGAUUCAAAUCUAA